Molecule: messenger RNA, 3103 nt
Organism: Pimephales promelas (fathead minnow)
Lineage: Eukaryota; Metazoa; Chordata; Actinopteri; Cypriniformes; Leuciscidae
Gene: plat
Product: plasminogen activator, tissue
Biological process (GO): smooth muscle cell migration; plasminogen activation
Molecular function (GO): serine-type endopeptidase activity
Source: RefSeq, a predicted model, not a curated record
UUCAUUUACAAGAACUGUUGCUGUUCCUAAAUUUCUACAUGGUGAUUCAACCCUAACCUUAACAUGAUCAGCCUGAUGUCCUGCGUCAUGAUGAAUUGGCUACUCUGCUCUCUGAAAGUGAAUCUUUCGGCCUACAGAAACUCUCUGAAGUGUCCUGUGGAAACAUGUCAACGAAAUUCUACAGUCAUUUGCGUAUGGCACUUUGGUGGCGGUCCAUUCGGGUCACUAGAUGAUGUUCUGGUGUGGGUGACGAAGAAGGCAUAGAUGUGACGUCCUGAACCUCUCCAGCUGCUCUCGGUGUGCCUAACGUUACAUACUUCUUGGGUUCAGCAUUACAUCACUGUGAUAUGUGUAAUUACUCACUGAUCUAACGCGCAUACCGGACUCGGUGUGUGUGCGUGGGACUGUUCCUCUCCCCGCCCCACAUCAGCAUCAUCACCUCCGGAAUAAAUGUCCCGCGAUUCACCAGCUGAGACCCAGAGACCCGGAGGAGACCAGGCGGACACUUUAUCAGAGAUACUUUGGAUUAAGACGCAUUUGCGCGCAUUGGAGAGGAAGCGUAAAGCGCACUUGUUUCUGGAGGAGUUUACCUUCAGGAUAAUAUGAAAUUAUUGCUGAACCUGCUGAUGCUUCUGCCUCUGUGCAGUGCUGCAGAUCCCACUGAGCAUCGCAGACCCAAGAGAGGAACACGCACUUACAGCAGAGAAGCUUGUGUGGACGCUGAUUCGGCCGCGGUCAGAGAUGUUGGUGUGUCGUGGCUGCGAUGGAAAGGUCAGAGGGUCGAGUUCUGCCGCUGCGCCGUGCGAGGAAGAGUCCGCUGUCACCAGAUACCAGUGACCACAUGCUUCGUGUCGAGGUGUUAUAAUGGCGGUGUGUGUAAAGAAGCCGUGUACUCCAGUGACAUCAUCUGCCAGUGUCCGCCGGGCUUCAGCGGCACACAGUGUGAAAUCAACACAGCUGAGCGAUGUUUCAGGGGUCAGGGGUCAGGUUACCGUGGCACCUGGAGCAUGAGCUCGUCAGGACUGGAGUGUGUUAACUGGAACUCCAGCUCACUCCGAGGAAAGAAAUUCACAGCCCGGAGAGUGGAGGCAAACACACUGGGACUGGGAAACCACAACCACUGCAGGAAUCCAGACGGAGACACUAAACCCUGGUGUUAUGUGUAUAAAAAGGCUCAGAUCACAUGGGAGUUCUGCUCCGUUCCGACCUGCAUCAUAGACCCGUAUCUAGAGUGCGCUCGGGGAUCGGGACAGUCCUACCGAGGGACGAAGGCCGUCACACGCAGUGGUCUGAAGUGUGUGCCGUGGGAUUCGUACGCUGCGUCUCAUAAGAUCUACAGCGCGUGGAGAUCCGACGCCAGAGACACGGGCAUCGGCAGCCACAACUUCUGCAGGAACCCGGACGGUGACCUCGGCCCCUGGUGUCACGUGUAUAAGGGCUCUAGGUUGACCUGGGAGCUCUGUGACGUCCCCAAGUGCCCGAGGAAAGUGCCGUCGAUCACCACACUCGGCCCACGAGCCCCUGCAACCACCAACAAUCAAGGUUCCUGCGGUCAGCGCCUCGAAGCUCCUUCAAACUCUCUGCCCAUGUUCAGGAUCCGUGGCGGUCAGGUCAGUGAUAUCCGCGAGCAGCCGUGGCAGGCCGCCAUCACCGUCUAUCUCCCUCGCGCUCAGUCACACAACUUUCUGUGUGGAGGCGUCCUCAUCGACUCCUGCUGGAUCCUCUCCGCUGCGCACUGCUUCCAGCAGAGGUUUGAUGAGAAGCGUCUUCGAGUGAUUCUGGGUCGAACCUUCCGGCUCCAGAACUCCAGCAGCGAGCAGAUCUUCGACGUGGAGAAAUACUGGAUCCACGAGCAGUACGACGACGAGACGUACGACAAUGAUAUCGCUCUGCUGAAGUUGAAGAGCGAGUCCGGCAUCUGUGCGAUCCACUCUCCUGAAGUCCUGCCGGCGUGUUUACCAGAAACCAACUUGGUUUUACCGGAUUGGACAGAGUGCGAGAUCUCUGGAUACGGGAAGGAGGAAGAGUUUUCUCCGUUUUACUCUGAGAGAAUUAAGCGUGGUAUGGUGCGGUUGUGGCCGCAGGAUCAGUGUGUGCCGGAGAAGCUGUCCGGUCGUCUGGUCACCUCCAACAUGCUGUGUGCCGGAGACACGCGCGGCCUGGACGACGCCUGCAAGGGAGAUUCCGGUGGUCCUCUCGUGUGUCCGAAUAACGGCAGAAUGACUCUGAUGGGUUUGAUCAGCUGGGGAGACGGUUGCGGGAAGAAAGACACACCCGGCGUUUACACACGCGUCACAAAAUACUUAAACUGGAUCUCCAGCAAGACGAGAGCGAACUGAGACACAAACGAACAUCAUCAGCACAGAACACAGAGACUGUUGGGUACGGGAAGUAAGGUGGUGAUGGGGGAAACGUCUCCACAUUCGCCGACCUCAACAUCGACUAGACCGCUCUCCAGUUGAGUUUGAGGAGGACGUGGGAAUGUGACACUGAUGUGACAUGUGACAUCUGAAUCCAAAGACACCAAACAAUGUGGCCUUAAAUUUGAGCUUAAAAAGGAUGACAUGGAAAAUACAUGAUGAAGACUUGUGGGUGCUAAAGUGCAAACUGAUGUACGAGAUCCUUUAAAAGUACUUCAUAUUUCAAAAUAAUAGAUUUAGAGGCACUUUUGCUUUGCUUUUAGAUAGUGAAGAGACAAGCGAUGGCACUUUUGAAUGUUACGUGAUGCUUCUGCUCUUAUGAUGAUGUUAGAUCGUAAUAAUUGUACAGGUUUUUAACACUAAACUUCUGCUGGGUCAGAGAGAUGUUUGUUUCAUGGUCAGUGUCCAAAUAAGUUCAUUUGACUGUAUUUAAUACGACUUCAGGUCCUUGUUAACUGGAUGUUUGACUGAAAAAUGUCUUUAUCAAAUCAGAUCUAAUAUUUUUAAUCACUGACUUUAAAUGUUGGGACGCGUAUUAAGUUAAUAUUUAACUAUUUUAUAAACUUUUAUAAACUUGAGCAGCUAGUGCUAAAUUAUUGUUUGUUUGUUUUAUACAGGAAAUGCUUGUACAUUAUUUUAUUAUUUCAUUUUCACUUUUUAUAAAACACGAAAUUGAAACAGUU